AUGUUGCCCUUGUGCUUCUACUGCUGCUCGUAUGUCUUGUUCUUCGUUGUGAACGUGCUGAACGAGCUUCGCUUCAACAUUAGAAACAACGACGGUGUGGGUAGGAUGUUGUCUUUGAUAUAUGUUUAUGUCAUCUAUAGUUUCACGCUCUCAACUCCAAUUCUGUGGGUCGUAAUGAACUCAAAAAUUAUUUCUCUGUGUCUGCACCAAAUUCGAAGCCAGCUUGACCACAUCGUCGAAUGUACGAAUUUCAGCGCGUGCUGUGACAACACCGCCCGCAAAUACAUGGUUACCGGAGACAUCAGGCGACUUCAGGACGCUGUUCUGGAUAUCGUGAAGCUGAUCAAACGUUUCAAGGCAAUAAUGGGUCCUCUGAUGCUGGUUAUUAUUCCUCAUCAUAUUAUUUCGCUGAUUUGCUUCCUCUACUGGACCAUCGUUUCCAUGCUCGACUAUUCCGACUGGUACUUCCCCUUGAGCUUUGGACUUCUUUCUCUUCAGGCCAUCGCCCCAAUCUUCAUCGGCGCCAUCUACAGCGAGGAGGUCGAGAACAAAAAACGCUCUUUGGUCGAGCCGCUGAUCAUGCUGAAGGGCGCUAUGAGCAACGAAGCUGCCACGCACAAGAUGACAACCUUGAUCGAUCACGUGGACAGGCUGGACGCUCAAGUUGAGGGGCAAGGAUUCUUUACGCUCAACAAAGGGAUGGCGACCACGGUUGUGAACACGGUGGUGACGUACCUUGUGGUUCUCAUCCAGUUCUACGGAGGCUCCAGCUAAUCAGCGUUCAACCAACGACAGCAAUCUUCAACUCUCCAGCCAAGCCUUUUCCUCACUGAACAAUGCUAACAUUCGCCUUUCUUGGAUGACAACGAAACUGUUAACCACUUGUGGAAACGCUAUUUAGAGCACGACUUUAAACGACAUUCUCAACUAUUAAGAUCAUUGUUCCCAUUAUCAGACGCUAGUAAAAAAACGAUUAUUACUUAACAGGCAUGGCCGUAGUCUUUAGGUUAGCUAGACGGGUAGGCCAAUCCAUUGGUGGUCCUGAAACUUUAGUAUAAAAAAAUAUUCAUGACUUGUGUAUGAAAAAUCAAGAUAAUAGUAAACCGUAGUGUUCGAACAAAGGGUUCAAUAGCAUUUGCCAACUUAUCACUCUGUACAAAAAUUAGCGAGCCUGACCCAGCCAAAAUAGUUGAUUUCGUAACAACAAUUUCCGAGAUCAUACGAGGCUACAAUACAAUACCUAGAACUCGUCUUCUAGUAUUACGUCUCGGAAUGACGGAUGCGCUUGUUCCAAGAGUGGCACCUUUACUCUCGUGUCCGCGACAAAUGCAUCUCAAAAUAAUUCGUCCACUUCAAGGUAGGGGGUAUAUAUAUGUAGAACAAAUGUAUGCAACAGCAAGCUUUUCAUAUAAUGUAGAAUAGAAUAGCCAUUCGAAUAGCGGGAGUAUGACUGAGAUGGAGUCUUAGCAUUUUGUAGCAUGAUUCAGCAUACUUUGCUUUCAAUUGUUAUAUGAUACUUUUUCUAAGUCGAAUACAUAGGUCAGCUUGUCCCUUCAACACUAUAACUAAUCUACUCGGUGAUUCCAACAUUCAGUAUGUGUAAUUUGGUACAAAAUUAUCAAUUCCUCUAAAAUUUCGAAAUUUCAACUGAAAAAUGAUUCCUAGUAGCGUUAUAAAUCUCAGGAUAAUGU
Messenger RNA from Hyalella azteca, 1691 nucleotides. RefSeq lists its product as uncharacterized. The record is from RefSeq and is a predicted model, not a curated record. The coding region runs from base 1 to 774 and encodes 257 amino acids. Gene Ontology annotation, biological process: sensory perception of taste. Gene Ontology annotation, cellular component: membrane. The transcript has 4 exons. Lineage: Eukaryota; Metazoa; Arthropoda; Malacostraca; Amphipoda; Hyalellidae.